This is a messenger RNA of Insectozyma verbasci, 825 nucleotides long. Lineage: Eukaryota; Fungi; Ascomycota; Pichiomycetes; Serinales; Debaryomycetaceae. The record is from the annotation of a GenBank genome assembly.
AUGUCUAAUGAUUUAACUGAUAUAGUAUUGAAUCAACAAUUUAAAACUUAUAAAACAAACUCAUUAUUAACUCCAGAUGCUGAUAAAUUAACUACUACUCAAUUAAGUAAGCUUCGAUCAUUAUUAGCAAAUUUUAUAUAUGAUAGAUAUCAACAAUAUUUAAAAUCUCAAGAAGAAGAACCAAGAUAUGAAUCAUGGAGAGAUAUACUAAAUGAGAUUAUGAUUAAAAAUAAUACACUAGAAUAUGAAGGUAGAAAAUUACAAUAUCUAAUAGUCUGUCAUCGUAGUGAAAUUAAACUAUUUUCAAAACAAAUAUACUUAUUCAUCAAAAAUGAUUUAAGAUAUCGACAAAAAUUAGUUUUAAUAUUGAAUAAAGUACAAUCUACGUAUCAAUAUGUUAAUGAAUAUAUUAUGGAAACAUUAGAAGAUAUUAAUGAAAUACCAAUGAUUAUAAAACCAAUGAGACUAAAUGUAAUACCUAAAAUUAUAAAUGGUUUACUGGAUCAAUUAAAAUUAUAUGAUAUACAAUUAAUUUAUACACCACCAAUUAAAACGGAUUCAUUAAAGAAUAUGAUAAUAGAUAUAAAUAAAUUAGAUCUACAAGAAAUUAACAAAGGAGAAUUAUAUAAUAAUAUAUGUGAAUAUUUAUAUAAACAAACAAAGAUUAAAUUUAAUAAAAUAACACUUGUUAAAUUUACAAGCGCAUUAAUAAGUUUAAACAAUGAUGGUAAAUUUAAGAUUAAUUAUAUGAUAGACGACCUAAAUCUGAUUAAUAGAGUCAUAUGGUUAUUAAUUGAUUCAAUAAGACAAUCUAUAGUAGUGUAA